AUGUUGCCUCUAAUUGUUGUCUUAGUACUUGGCGUUUUCGCACAACAAACGUUCGCAGACGAGCCCGAGGCGAUUGUCGGCGGCACGCCCGCUGCGCCGGGCGAGUUUCCGCACCAAUGUAGCGUAAGAGUGCCGGACGGCCAUAUAUGCGGCUGCAGCAUCGUGACCCCGACAUGCAUAGUGACUGCUGCUCACUGUUUGGUUGACGUCGCACCACCACCUUAUAACAGCUUAAAAGUUGUCACUGGAAUUCUGGAAAGCAGCGGAGGCGUAGAGCGUCCAGUUAAAUACGGUAUAGUUCAUCCAAAUUAUAUGGGAACCGAAGAGCAUUCCUGGGCGAACGACGUCGCUGUGCUCAAACUCAAAGAACCGAUCCAGUUCAACGAACUCCAAUCCUCUAUUAAACUGGCCACCCGAAAGCCUAGCGUUGGUACUCAGUGCAUCAUGUCCGGAUGGGGUCAGACGAGCUCAGUUUCGUUCGUGCCCGUUGCGCCGUACCUUCUCAAGGCGUACACUAAGAUAGUUGACAACGAUCGUUGCAAAAAGGCUCACGGAAAUAUUGCACUCUACAACGUUCAUCUGUGCGCAUACGCCAGGCGUGGAAUCGGUGCUUGCAGCGUAAAUAUCAUCUUGAUAAAUAAAUGA
This is a messenger RNA of Dinoponera quadriceps, 645 nucleotides long. Its product is annotated as chymotrypsin-2-like. Gene Ontology annotation, molecular function: serine-type endopeptidase activity. Bases 1 to 645 code for a protein of 214 amino acids. The record is from RefSeq and is a predicted model, not a curated record. Lineage: Eukaryota; Metazoa; Arthropoda; Insecta; Hymenoptera; Formicidae. The transcript is spliced from 3 exons. Gene Ontology annotation, biological process: proteolysis.